AGCAGCAGCUGAAGUGGCCACACUGGGAGUUUGAUGGCUUCUUUGCGGCGAGUCAAAGUUCUGUUGGUGUUGAACUUGAUUGCAGUGGCUGGCUUUGUCCUCUUUCUGGCCAAGUGUAGACCCAUCACUGUCAAGAGCGGGGAUUCCUUCCAUGAAAUCCAUCCCAGGGCAGAAGUGGCCAACUUGACAGCCCAUGGCAUCAGCCCUAUCCAGGAUGCAGUACUGAAAAGGCUCUCCCUUCUAGAAGAUAUAGUCUACAGGCAGCUAAAUGGUUUGUCUAAGUCGCUUGGUCUCAUUGAAGGCUACGGUGGGCGUGGUAAAGGUGGGCUUCCUGCUACCCUUUCCCCGGCGGAGGAAGAGAAAGCUAAGGGGCCACACGAGAAAUAUGGCUAUAAUUCCUACCUCAGUGAGAAAAUUUCACUGGAUCGUUCCAUACCGGAUUAUCGUCCAACCAAGUGCAAAGAGCUGAAAUAUGCAAAGGAUCUGCCCCAGAUUUCCAUUAUUUUCAUCUUUGUGAAUGAAGCGUUGUCAGUGAUCCUGCGGUCAGUGCACAGCGCUGUUAAUCACACGCCAGCCCACCUCCUGAAAGAGAUUAUCCUUGUGGACGACAACAGCGAUGAAGAGGAAUUGAAGGCACCUCUGGAAGAGUACGUCAAUAAACGAUAUCCGGGGCUCGUGAAGGUGGUGCGCAACCAGAAAAGGGAAGGCCUGAUCCGAGCUCGAAUUGAAGGUUGGAAAGCCGCUACGGGCCACAUCACUGGAUUCUUUGAUGCCCAUGUGGAAUUCACUGCUGGCUGGGCUGAGCCAGUUCUUUCGCGAAUCCAAGAAAACCGGAAAAGGGUUAUUCUUCCGUCAAUCGACAAUAUCAAGCAGGACAACUUUGAGGUGCAGCGUUAUGAGAACUCUGCCCAUGGAUACAGCUGGGAGUUAUGGUGCAUGUACAUUAGCCCUCCCAAAGACUGGUGGGAUGCUGGUGACCCUUCACUGCCAAUCAGGACACCUGCUAUGAUUGGCUGUUCAUUUGUUGUAAACAGGAAGUUCUUUGGAGAAAUAGGUCUUCUGGAUCCUGGAAUGGAUGUAUAUGGAGGAGAGAACAUAGAGCUAGGAAUCAAGGUGUGGCUGUGUGGUGGCAGCAUGGAAGUCCUGCCGUGCUCCAGAGUUGCUCACAUUGAACGCAAGAAGAAGCCCUACAACAAUAACAUUGGUUUCUACACCAAGCGGAAUGCUUUGCGAGUGGCCGAAGUGUGGAUGGACGAUUACAAGUCUCACGUUUACAUUGCAUGGAACUUGCCACUGGAGAAUCCAGGCAUUGACAUUGGGGAUGUCUCGGAGAGAAAAGCAUUAAGAAAAAGCUUAAAGUGUAAGAAUUUCCAGUGGUACCUGGACCAUGUUUACCCAGAAAUGAGGAGAUACAAUAAUACUAUUGCCUAUGGGGAGCUUCGUAACAACAAAGCGAAAGAUGUAUGCCUUGACCAGGGUCCACAGGAGAACCACACAGCAAUACUGUAUCCAUGCCACGGCUGGGGACCUCAGCUUGCCCGCUACACCAAGGAGGGAUACCUUCACUUGGGGGCCCUUGGGACCACGACUCUGUUGCCUGAUACCCGCUGCCUGGUGGAUAACAUGAAAAGCCGGCUCCCUCAGCUCCUUGAUUGUGAAAAGGUCAAGAGCAGCCUCCAUAAACGCUGGAAUUUCAUACAGAAUGGUGCGAUCCUGAAUAAGGGGACUGGGCGCUGUCUGGAAGUGGAGAACAAAGGAAUGUCCGGCAUUGAUCUAAUUCUUCGCAGCUGCACGGGACAAAGAUGGACAAUUAAAAACUUCAUCAAGUAAAGGUGUAAGGGCCAGAGCAGUCUGAAGAACUUCACUCACAACACAAGUGACUUGGACCGAUCAGACCGGGAUCCUUUUCACAACUUUGGAAAGAAAGAAAUAUAAAAACAGAGCUUUAUUCACGGUAUCAGGAGAGGACCUUGGGGGAAGUGGGCAUUCGUGGGUUUUUUUUAUUGUAUAUUAGUCUCUCACAGCUGAUUCCAGCUGGGUGAAAUUGCGUCAGAACUGUUAUUUUCGUCUAGCAAGAGCUCUCAAGGUAUCACUUAUUUCUGCUGGAAUGAAGCCUGUGCAGUCUUAUGGACAGUUUAUUGACAGGGAAGUGCUGCUUUCACAAAUGACUUGAAGCUCUUAGCAAGGGGCAUCAAGGUUUAUACCAGGACCAGAGUUAAGAGACCUUGGACAAACCCACUGGUCAAGCAAGAGCAUUUGUCUGAAUAAAACAGAAAAAGAUUGCCAAGUUUGAAAGCCUAAAGUGAGCGGAGUUAAAGUUCUUAGGUGUUUUUAAAUGUCUCCUCUCUCCCUUUCUCUCACCCACCUUCUUCUUCAACCUGGGACAAGCAUGCUUUAAAGUGACAGAUCUCAAAGGCAUCUCCAAAUAGUCCCUUGAUUUCCCUCUCCCAACAGCAGGAUACCAACUAUACAUACAAAAUGAUGGGGCCUCAAUUAGCUGUUACAACUCAAGAAAGAAAUUUUGGCAUCAUCAUGGAUAGUUCUCUGAAAACAUCGGUGCAAUGUACUGGGGCAGUCAAAACAGCCAACAGGAGGUCAGGAACCGUUAAGGAAGGGAUAGAUAAUCAGACAGUAAAUAUCACAAUGCCAAUAUAGAAAUCCACGGUGCACCCACUUCUUCAAUACUGUGUCCGGUUCUGGUCGCCCCAUCUCAAAAAAGAUAUAUUAGAAUUGAAAAAGAUACCAAGAAGGGCAACAAAAUAUAAGGGGUAUAGCACAGCUUGCAUAUGAGGAGAGAUUAAAAAGACUGGGACUGCUCAGCUUAGCAGAGAGACAACUAAGGGAGGAGAUGAUAGAGGUCUACAAAAUCAUAAAUGAUGUGGAGAAAGUGACUAAGGAGGUGUUA
Messenger RNA from Chrysemys picta bellii (western painted turtle), 2905 nucleotides. RefSeq names its product polypeptide N-acetylgalactosaminyltransferase 17 (gene GALNT17). NCBI's taxonomy places the organism in Eukaryota, Metazoa, Chordata, Testudines, Emydidae. The record is from RefSeq and is a predicted model, not a curated record. Gene Ontology annotation, biological process: protein O-linked glycosylation. Gene Ontology annotation, molecular function: polypeptide N-acetylgalactosaminyltransferase activity. Gene Ontology annotation, cellular component: Golgi apparatus.